ACCAUCUGUGGAAGAAAAGUUAACUACUAAAUGAAAAUCAAUGCCUGGUUAACCUUACUUUAGCGUAAUGUUUUAAAUUUAAAUUCUACCCCUAAUUUGGCUAAUAUCUUGCUAAGGAUGAUUCAGUCAGGUUUGCUGAUAGUGAGAGGGGUUUCUGUGCUGCAAAACAAGUCUAUUAUUUCAUCCCUUUCAUCUCUAGGGACAAAUUUAACAGCGGUUUCGGUCUCAAAUACACAGGUACGCUGUUAUGCAGCGAGGAAGGGCUACAGGAAACAACGGGAAGCUAAGAAAGUGAAAAAAGAAAAGGUGAAGAUUAGCUUCUCGGAAAAGGUGCGUCUGGAGAAAGAGGCAAAAUUGAGGAGCCGUCAUGGAAUUCUAAAAUUCGACGACUCCAAGAAGCCUCUUCCAGUUGAUAAUGUGUGGGUUCAAAUGUUUUAUCAGUGGAAGGUUUACUCCUUCAAGGAAGCUGUACAAUGCCACAGAGAGACUCAUCACCCAGAAAUGUACAAUAAGCCCCAAGAGAAAUUAAAUGUAAGGGUAGAACUCAACAUGGAAGGUGAAAAAAAGACUCGUCUUUUGGAUGAUUUUCAUCGGGUGGUUGCAAUGCCCCACAAAUUCGAUAUGGGAGAGGAAAGAACCGUUUUAGCCCUUGCCAAGAGUCCAGAUAUUCAGGCAGUGGCCAGAGAUGCAGGGGCGACACUUGUAGGUGGGGUUGAACUGAUCAAGGAGAUUCAAACGGGAUCGAUAGCUCUUACGGAUUUUCAAACGGUCGUGGCCCAUCCCGACAUUCUCGUCGACAUGGUUUGUCUUAGGGGAUUGAUGAAAAAGAAGUUCCCAAACCCGAAAAAUGGAACGCUAAGUCCCGACUUAGAAAAAGCGAUUGAUACAUAUUUGAAUGGCUUGAAAUAUUCGGCUAUGAAGAAUCAAUUUGAAAAGGAUUUCGGAUUGAUCGAAACGUUUAUCGGAACACUGGACAUGGAUAUUAAUCAUUUGGAAGAGAAUUUCGCUUCCGUCAUUAGGGACAUACACAAAAUGAAACCGAAAAGGGAUGGGGAGUUUGUGAGAAGAUGUCUCCUGUGGAGUCCACCGGUGGUGGAACGUUUGAAAGUCGAUUACAGCGUCUAUUUGGAAAACGAUAAAGGUAAGGACGAAGAAACGGACGAAGACGAAGAAGUCGAAAAAGUUGCCGUUCAAUAAUUUUUAUUUUUGAUAAAUAGUUUUGUUCCUUAAUAAAAUAAUGUCUAAUG
Molecule: messenger RNA, 1247 nt
Organism: Agrilus planipennis (emerald ash borer)
Lineage: Eukaryota; Metazoa; Arthropoda; Insecta; Coleoptera; Buprestidae
Gene: mRpL1
Product: 50S ribosomal protein L1
Exons: 6
Coding region: 118-1197 (359 amino acids)
Source: RefSeq, a predicted model, not a curated record